UUUAAAAAAAAAUUUGAAAAGAGAUUUUAUAUUACUUUGUUGAUGAUGAAAACUUGUGUUCUUUCAAACUCAAUUCAUUAUGUUGACAAUACAUGUAAUGUGUGUAGAAAAAGGUAAUUAUACUGUUAUUAUUCAAGGGGUUGAAGUACAAAGUUCUCCAAAUUUUUUAUAUAUAUUUACAGUAUCCAAAUAAAUAUAAAUAUACAGUGUUAUAAACAAAUUUAUAAAUUCACAUUCAGUCAACCAGCAACCACGUAUUAUUUUGCGGCAAUUUUGUCUCCAGAAUCGUCUCUGCUUAUCUUGGACCAAGUACUUUUUGCCAUAUAUCUUUCAAGAUUAACAUUAGUUCAAUGUCAAAAAAAUGAUCUUUCCAAAGGCUAAUUUGACAGAUGUAUCCCCACAACAUCCGUAUUAUUUUUGCAGCUUCAGUAUACAAACAGCUACAUAAGCAAUUACCCUUAAUUAAUCAGGCUUAUGUAUCAUUUAUUGGUUUAUGAUUAUGAAUAUUUUUUGAUGUGAUUAAAUGAUGCAUUCAUAACUAAAAUUUAUUGUUUUUAAUGGAGUAUUAUAUACUCUAUGAAAAAUUGGGAAAUCAAUCUAUUAAAAUCUAUUUUUUUUUUUAAAUUACCGAUUUAUAUUCGUUUUAUCCUUUUUUCUUUAAUAUGGAAAAUAAUUCACCGUCUACAUUUUUACGCGUUAUGGUCGUUUUGGGUUAAGAAGGUAAAAUCUAAAGAGCUAUAAAUAGGGAUCUUCAGUAACACUUGAGUUGAAUCUACACUAAACAAGUGCAUUAGAAAAAUCACACAUGUCUCUCUCUACCUCCGUUGUUGUUGCACGUGUAUUGUCCUCUUCCACCGCCGUGAAACGCAAACGCGAAGACGAGAUCCCUCGAGAUAAACCCAUGCCUAUGGCUAUGCAUAAAGAAAACGACGAGCAACCGCCUCCUCCAUCUUGGGAGGUUCUAAACGCUAUUAGUCAUUACAUGGACCCUGAGACUCUCGCCGUCGCCUCUUGCGUCUCGACCACGUGGCUAAAGUGUUUCUCCUCGGAGAAUCUAUGGAAGUCCAUCAUGACCGCGCGGUCCUCACAACGCUCUUGUCCAUACGAGAUUGCCUUGGAACACACGGAAGGGGGCAUCAUCUCGUACAAACGCCUCGUCUCCGCCGUUGAAAGAGACGCGAAACGUAGACGCAAAGGUCAGCUCGAGGAAGCCGUCAAGAUAUCACUCUCUGAUCUCAGCUUCAUCAUCCACGUGUCAACUAAAACAAAGAAAGCGUCGGUUUACAAAAAGGGUAAAGAUCUCGUGUUUGAUCCUAACGACAAGUUUCAGAUUGAAGUCGACGUAAGCAAGGCUGGUAUCACUGCAGGGGAGGAUGAGGUAAGAGUGACGUGGCAGAUUAUGUACAAGGAGAAGUUCUUCACGGUGGCAGAUACUGUAAGAUCGUUGGACACGAAGUAUGGGUGGUUCGUUGAUAAGCUGGAGUAUAAAGAUAACCGUAAGCUGGUAGGCGACGUUAAGACGAGUUUUAAGGAGGAUGUUCUUGAGAAGAUUGGAUUUGCGAUAGUAGAUUCGGAUGGUUGGGGAUCUCUGUUAGUUGACGGGUUUUUGAGGUAUCUUCAACGGUUUUUGUUGGAAUAAUAAUAGUCUCGGUGGAGUAGAUCAGUACAAGUCUCAAGUAGAUGGUUUAGCAAAGUUAUUUUAAUGUUGUUGUAGUUCCCUCUUUGCUAUGUACUCUAUAACCAGUGAAGUUCAAUAAGCUAUACACUUGCCUCUUGCUUGAAAGAAAACUAUAUAAUAUAAAACAAAUAAGUUAGUAUUCA
Molecule: messenger RNA, 1821 nt
Organism: Brassica rapa (field mustard)
Lineage: Eukaryota; Viridiplantae; Streptophyta; Magnoliopsida; Brassicales; Brassicaceae
Product: probable F-box protein At5g04010
Biological process (GO): gibberellic acid mediated signaling pathway; SCF-dependent proteasomal ubiquitin-dependent protein catabolic process
Cellular component (GO): SCF ubiquitin ligase complex; cytoplasm
Molecular function (GO): protein binding
Source: RefSeq, a predicted model, not a curated record